Messenger RNA from Sporothrix brasiliensis 5110, 1695 nucleotides. RefSeq lists its product as uncharacterized. Bases 1 to 1695 code for a protein of 564 amino acids. The record is from RefSeq and is a predicted model, not a curated record. Gene Ontology annotation, molecular function: GTPase activator activity. Gene Ontology annotation, cellular component: cytosol. Lineage: Eukaryota; Fungi; Ascomycota; Sordariomycetes; Ophiostomatales; Ophiostomataceae. Gene Ontology annotation, biological process: positive regulation of GTPase activity; positive regulation of TORC1 signaling. The transcript has a single exon.
AUGAUGCUAAUAUCAAAUUUCCAGCUAUGUCUCGCGCACUUUUGCGAGGUGCACGGCCCUACGCCGCUAAUGGUCACAGAGGGCCUGCCCGUAAAGUGCAGCUCUUGCGACGACCAUGACGCACCCGAUAUCAUGUCCGCUGUCGCCUCAGCGGUAUCCUCCAUCACAUCCUCGCCUUCCUCCUCAUCUACACCUCACGCCGCCGCCACAGCAGCGACCGUCGCAGUUGCCGGUGCACUCCGUAAGAUGAGCCUUGGCCAGCCGUCACUGCGCAGUCUACCUGACAGCGAAGACCGGCCAUCGUCACCUGCGGAUAUCCCGACAGCAAGUGCUUCGCGCCGCUCUCCUCGCUCCUCGGCAUCACCAAAAGACGUGCAGAAACAGGCGCAGACCCAGCCAAUACCGUCUCAAAAAUCACGCGUAGAUCCCGCGACGAGCAACUUUCGCAAAACCUACGACGAGUCGGUCACAAAGCGCGCGAUCCCUUGUGACAACUGCGCCAUGACACUUCCCGGUGGCAUCAACUCUGGUAGCAACACGGGAACAAGGAACCCCAAUGGCGGCGGCAGCACCAGUGCGCCUGGCAGCAGUAACACGGAUACUCGUAAUCCUACGCUGCGGACGCGUGUCCCUUGCGCGCGCGUGUAUGACGGCGCACCAGGUGAUGCUUCGCCCCGCCUCCUCCAUCCUUCCUCAUCCUCUGCGUCAUCGUCGACAUCUUCCGACGCCGAGGGCGACGAACGGCAAUCAUCACAACUCCAUCGCAACCACCACCGCCGUACGGGUACCAUGACGUCCGUAGGGACAUCACGCUCCAGCACGUCAUCGUCGGCAUCUCACCUAAUGAGCAGCCAUACCCACUACAUGAACUACACGUCGACGCACGAGCCUGUGUCGGCCAAAGCCUUUGGCAACAUCCGCGCUUCGUGCCUGCGCACACUCACCUUGGAGACACUCCCACGCAGCCCGGCGUCAUCAGCCAUGGCAGCCAGCGGCGGUAUGUUUGCGACCACGUCGCAGCCUACAACCCCUCUGCCGCUCGGGGCCACAUCCUACUUUACCUCUAAUCCCCACAGCGCCGCCAGCGCGUCGGCUACAGCUGCAGCAGCUGCUAAUGGUGGCCCCUUGUUCUUCGGCGACUCGGAGACCGGCUACACGACUGCCCAUGUGUUCCGUGUGGCCGACGUGCACGCCCGCGGCCAUAAGCGUAUGUAUGCGCUCAUCGCGCUCAACACACACCGCGAGCGCACGGCUAUGAAGGCUUUUGGCUUCGUCUCGGCUGCCUUCAACGACUUGGCCACCUGGAUCCAGCACCUGGCCGAUGCGGAGGCAGAGCGUGUUGCGCCGCACAAUGAGUCGCCGGCCACGUCUUCACCCUCGGGCGACAGCAGUCCGUUGGCAAACACGAAUCCAGCUUUCGGUUUCGAUCGCUCGCCGCAUGUGUCCCCACCACCCACGCAGCCAUCGUCGGUCGCCAACGACAGCGGCAGUAGCUUCCUCGUCGCUGCGGGCAAUGGCCUAUCGCGCCGUAUGGGCCCUGGUUUUGCAGGCUAUGGCGGUCUCGGCAGCUCGACUGCGGCGUCGGUGCGUGCCCGUGGACUUCCUGAGAUCCUAGGUAUGCCUGACUUCUUUAUCGAGCUGCACGCACGCUUUGUGCGUCUCCUUUUGGAGUUGGGCGUGGCUCUGAACCAGUGA